UUCACCACCAACUGUUCCUUCACACAAUAGCUACCUAGCCACAGAGCCAAGGGAUCGAGCACACUAAGCUAGAAGAUGGCCGGCGGAAUUGUGACCGUGGCUGGCGGGGUGAUGAACCCCCUCAUCAGCAAGCUCACCACACUCAUGGGCGAUGAGUACAAGAAGUUCAAAGGGGUCAGGAAGCAGGCCUCAUUCCUCCAGAAGGAACUCAGCGCCAUGAACGCUGCCCUUCACAAGCUAGAGCUCAUUGAUGAGAUCAAUCCAACCAUUAAGGACUGGAGAGAUGAUGUCAGGGAGAUGGCAUACGACAUGGAGAAUUGCAUCGAUGACUUCAUCCGCCAAUCUCGAGCUGAUAAUGCCAAGGGAGGCUUUAUCAAGAAGACUGCUCGAUGCGUCAACAAGUUGCGAGAGCGAAUUCGGAUUGCGCACCAGAUGGAAGAACUGAAGACUCUCGCAUUAGAUGCAAAGGAUCGGCACGAGAGGUAUGAAAUUGAUAAUUGGAAGCCUGCCUCUGGCUCUGUGGUUGUAGAUCCUCGGUUGCGGGCAAUCUACGAGGAGGUAGAUACUCUAGUGGGCAUUGAUGUCCCAAGGGAGGAGAUUUCCAUUCGGUUGAUGGAUACUCAGAAGAAACUCAAGGUGGUGGCCAUCGUGGGUUUUGGUGGUCUUGGUAAAACUACAGUUGCCAAGCAGGUUUACGACAAGAUUGCCUCACAAUUCAAUUGCAAGGCAUUCUUUUCAGUUUCACAGAGGCCUCAUAUGGCUGAAUUACUCAACAAUUUCCAACUUAAACUAGGGAUGAACGGUCCCCGUUCAUCUCACACUCGCAAGGUUGAAGACAUGAUUGAAGAGAUACGGGGGCAUCUCAACAAAAAGAGGUACCUUAUUGUUAUUGAUGAUGUGUGGGAUAAAUCCUCAUGGAAUAUUCUUAAGUGUGCUCUCCGCGAAGAUAAUAAUGGAAGUAGAGUAAUAGUUACAACCCGAUUGGUAGGUGUGGCAAGUGCAGCCUGCCAGAAUGAUUGUGAGGGAAUUUACAGACUGAAACCCCUCAAUGAACAAAACUCAAGAAUGUUAUUUUUGAAUAGAAUAUUUGGGUCUGAACAUGGUUGUCUAGUCCAACUUAAAGAAGUCAUGGCUGAUAUUUUGAAGAAGUGCAAUGGAUUGCCACUUGCACUUAUCACAAUAGCUAGCCUAUUAGCUAGUGAAGAAAGAUCAAUAAAGGGUUGGGAGAGUAUAAGGGAUUCUUUGGGUGCUUUGUCUGCCACAAAUCCCACCUUGGAAGAGAUGAAGAGUAUAUUAUACCUUAGCUACAAGCAGCUUCCUGCUCAUCUGCGGGCAUGUUUGUUGUACCUUGGUAUGUAUCCUGAAGACCGUGAGAUUUCAAGGGAUGAUUUGGUUCGACAGUGGAUAGCUGAAGGGUUACUAGUUCAUAAUUUGCAUGUGACAGAUCUAGAGGAUUUGGGGAGGAGUUAUUUCAAUGAGCUCAUCAACAGAAGCAUGAUUGAUCCUUGUAAAACUGAGUAUGGAGAAGUGUUGUCUUUCAGGGUGCAUGAUAUAAUGUUAGAUUUUAUCCUAAGCAAGUGUGAUGAAGAUAACUUUGUAAGUGUAGCAAACAAUUGUGAAGACAUGGCAAGUUUGCAUGGCAGCAAAUACAAGGUCCGUCGAUUAUCUCUGAGAGGAGAAACAUAUGGCCCAACUAUUGAUGUUAGCCUAUCACAAGUUCGAUCAUUUACACAGUUUGGAAAGUUCAUGCCUCCUCCUUUGCUGUUCAAGUAUCUCCGAGUGUUCAGAAUUGAGGGAUACAUGGAAUCACUUGACCUCACUGCUAUUGGUGAAUUAUUUCAACUGAGGUAUUUGCAUGUUUCACGAGUAUAUUCUGUGAAGCUCCCUGCUGAACUUCAAGGACUUGUUUACUUGGAGACACUGGACUUAGAUGAUGCACGAAUCAAGAGCAUGCCAUCAGAUAUAGUCAGUUUGUCGCGUUUAUCCUAUCUUCAUAUUUGGAUGGAAGUAGAGCUGCCUGAAUUUAUUGGCAAUAUAAAAUCACUUCGUAGUCUGAUAAUACAUAGAAACGAGCUGACCAGUGAUCCGUUAUCAAAUUCGAUGAAGGUUAUCAUAGGUCUUGGUGAGCUCAUCAAUCUAAGGGAAUUGGAGAUCCAAGUGGAGUCUUUGGAUAAGGCAGAACAUGAUGCUUUGGCCUGCUCCAUUGGAAAACUCAAUAACCUCAAAAAUCUCAAAUUUUUAGGGCGUCAUAUGGAAGACAAUAAUCAACUGGGAUCAUUAUCCAAACCUUUUCAACAUAUAGAGAAAUUUGACGGUUAUAUAUGGAAAUUUCGUAGAGUUCCAUUAUGGAUGGGUGGUCUCCGUUACCUUCGCAUCCUUGAUCUGCGUGUGGAGGAGACCUCAACGGAGGAGUUUCAUGUUCUUGGUGAGCUUCCCUCCCUCGUUGAACUCAAAUUCAGAUCAUCACAUAUCCCUACAGAAAGGGCUAUAUUGGGUAUGGGACUAUUCCCAGUUCUGGAGUAUUUUGAGUUUUCGUCCAUUGAAGACGUUACGGCAUACCUGGGGUACGAUGUGGGGGCCAUGCCCCAUGUACGAACCCUUGCUCUCCAUAACAAGAAGGAGUGGGAUGGCAGUAUACCUGUCGGCAUGGAGUACCUGUUAUGCCUCGAGAAGAUCAAACUGCAUGGGGCCUACUCGAGUGAUGACGCCAUAGUGUCUGCUUUCAGGGGCGCCCUAUUAGUGCACCCAAACCGCCCUUCCAUUGAACAUUGGCAUGUAACAAAGACCUCCUAUGGAUCAAGCGCUGUUAUGCAGGCAGCAAUUCCACCGCCCUCCUUAUGAGCCAAAGAAGGUAGCAGCUCAACAGAGGGAAGAUCCUGCUGCCAAUGCUAUAGUGGACAUUUUCUCCCGGAAGUGUUCCUGUCCUAUACCAUCUGUCGAGGUGAUAGUAUGCAGAGGCGGGUGUGUGCUCAUUGUGUUAUGUAUCCUCUUGA
Triticum aestivum (bread wheat) is the source of this 2993-nucleotide messenger RNA. RefSeq names its product disease resistance protein RGA5-like. The coding region runs from base 76 to 2841 and encodes 921 amino acids. Lineage: Eukaryota; Viridiplantae; Streptophyta; Magnoliopsida; Poales; Poaceae. The transcript has 2 exons. The record is from RefSeq and is a predicted model, not a curated record. Gene Ontology annotation, biological process: defense response to other organism. Gene Ontology annotation, molecular function: ADP binding.